This is a messenger RNA of Medicago truncatula (barrel medic), 1672 nucleotides long. Its product is annotated as dihydropyrimidine dehydrogenase (NADP(+)), chloroplastic. Gene Ontology annotation, cellular component: cytoplasm. Bases 225 to 1499 code for a protein of 424 amino acids. Gene Ontology annotation, biological process: thymine catabolic process; uracil catabolic process. Gene Ontology annotation, molecular function: dihydropyrimidine dehydrogenase (NADP+) activity; uracil binding; NADP binding. NCBI's taxonomy places the organism in Eukaryota, Viridiplantae, Streptophyta, Magnoliopsida, Fabales, Fabaceae. The transcript is spliced from 7 exons. The record is from RefSeq and is a predicted model, not a curated record.
UCUAACUCCUAAACCAAUUCUUUACAAUAUUUUCAGAUAAUCCUCAAAAUGCUUACUCAUCCAAACGGUGAUUCAUAAUUGCACGUUUUCUCCAAUCACUAAUCAAAAUCCAUACAUUAUUAUAAUAUUUCACAAACUCAGAUUCAGAAUCCCUCUUGUUUCUUCCUCUGUUUUUCUUCUUCCUUUUCUGAAUCUUGCAGAAAGUUCAAUUUUUUCCUUAAAAAAUGGCGAAUUUAAGCAUGACCCAGUUGAAAACUCGUAAUUCUGCAUCUCGGUUUUCAUUCAAUUUCUCUAAGAAGGUUUAUCCACGUCCUAGUAGAGUUGAUUUUAAGGUGUUUGCUUCUGAGGGUCAAGUUUCAGAGCCUGAUCUUAGUGUCAAAGUUAAUGGCUUACAUAUGCCAAAUCCGUUCGUCAUUGGAUCAGGUCCACCUGGGACUAAUUAUACUGUAAUGAAAAGAGCUUUCGAUGAAGGUUGGGGCGGUGUCAUUGCCAAAACUGUAUCACUUGAUGCAGCAAAAGUUAUAAAUGUAACUCCUCGUUAUGCCCGGCUACGGGCUAAUGCAAAUGGAUCUGCAAAAGGAGAAAUUAUUGGGUGGCAGAACAUUGAACUUAUCAGUGAUAGACCGCUUGAAACCAUGUUGAAAGAAUUUAAGCAAUUAAAAGAGGAGUACCCUGAUAGAAUUCUCAUCGCUUCAAUCAUGGAAGAGUACAAUAAAGCCGCAUGGGAGGAGCUUAUCGAUAGAGUCGAACAAACUGGAAUUGAUGCAAUUGAAAUAAACUUCUCGUGUCCUCAUGGUAUGCCGGAGCGCAAAAUGGGCGCUGCUGUUGGGCAAGAUUGUGCUCUUCUUGAAGAAGUUUGUGGAUGGAUAAAUGCAAAGGCUACGGUUCCUGUUUGGGCUAAGAUGACUCCCAAUAUAACUGAUAUUUCACAGCCAGCAAGGGUUGCUCUAAGUUCAGGAUGCGAGGGAGUAGCUGCUAUAAAUACAAUCAUGAGCGUCAUGGGAAUCAAUCUCAAUACAUUACGUCCUGAACCUUGCGUUGAGGGGUACUCAACUCCAGGUGGUUAUUCUGCAAAAGCAGUUCAUCCGAUAGCACUUGGGAAGGUUAUGAGUAUUGCAAAAAUGAUGAAAUCAGAGUUUGAUAGUGAGAACUAUUCACUUUCUGCUAUUGGUGGUGUUGAGACUGGUGGUGAUGCUGCUGAGUUUAUUCUUCUUGGUGCAAAUACUGUCCAGGUCUGCACUGGUGUUAUGAUGCAUGGCUAUGGUCUUGUGAAGAAGCUUUCUCUUGAGCUAAAAGAUUUCAUGAAAAAGCACAAUUUCACAUCAAUAGAAGAUUUCAGAGGGGCCUCUCUUCAGUAUUUUACUACACACACUGACUUGGUGCAUAGGCAGCAAGAAGCAAUUAAGCAAAGGAAAGCCAUAAAGAAAGGCUUGCAAUCUGAUAAAGACUGGACAGGAGAUGGUUUUGUGAAAGAAAGUGAAAGCAUGGUUUCUAAUUAAAAAAAGUUGAAUCAAAUUAAUAAACUUUUCUUCUAUGAUUAUAUAUAGCUCAUGCAAAUGAAGUGGUGAAGGAUAUUUAUUUUCUUUGAUUAUUAAUAAAUUGAUACUUGUCCUUCUAAGAAUAUUUUGAAUUGUUUUAUAUUAGGAUGUAAUAAAAGUGUGUUCUCUAAAAA